UCAAUUCAUCAUCUUCACAUUCUUCUAUCUGACAUUAGAAAUAUCGAGACGAGUCUAUUGAUCAAUUACCAUCAAUCAAAACUCAUAUUUUCAUUAAUUGAAACAAAUCCGCGGUAGGAAACCGACACAGAGUCUACAAGACAAACUAUCACAUCACCACUUACAUUCGAGACCAUCUUGUUCAACCCUCUCCAGUUCUCUCGUUAUCGAACGCGAGAAUACAAAUAGAUAUGGAUGCAAAUAAACAGAAAGAAGGCGAUGCGCCUACGGCGCCAGUUGAAACUUCUACGCCGAAGACGUCUGCCCAAGCACCACCUCCUACAGCAUCAAGUCCGGCGCCAAGCAUUGCCAGUUCAUCGAGCCGUCCGCCCUACAUGCCACAGUUCUCAACGACAACUCAGAUGAUCCUUAAACGUAUCAACUCUAAGCCAGGAAGUCUAUCUUCAGCUCUCUCGUCUGCUUCUUCAACUAUACGCCCGACCAACUUCAAGAAAGAUGAAUACGAGGAUACUAAGAGACGCCUCCUAAUGAAUCUCAACAUACCUCUCACAAUGCCUCUACCGUAUACCGGUAAAUCUCACUCUACCAACUUAUCUACUACAAAUAAAAUACCAUCAUCUACAGCGAGUACUCUACGUGCGCCAGUGAACGAUGCGUUUAACCUCCGCACUCCACUGCCGACUAAGAGUCGAAGCCUACCCGCGUCGAAGCAAGCACCCCAGGCGCAGAAGAUGCCAGCGCCAAAACAUAAGAGUAAGACACAGCGCGGCACCAAGCGCAAGAGGGGCAGGGAUAGCGAGGAAGGAGAUACAUCUUCCGUCCUAAGCGAACUAUCUAUGACCGAUAACGACGGCACCACCAUGGCGAUGCCCGCCCCCGCUAUCAGCACUUCUGCCAAGGAAAUUCAGGCCGCGCCUACUAUGACUAAGUCCGGCCGCCAGGUGCAGAAGCCGACCCAGUAUAACCCGUCGGAGCAAUUCGCACGUGACGCAAAGCGCCGAGCUUCAGGAAAGCAGCGCACACCGGAACAGCAAGCUCUAUGUAAGGUAUGCACGCGAGGAAUUGGUCUAUCGACAAACCAGAUCGUUUAUUGCGAUGGAUGCAACUGUGUCUGGCAUCAGAUGUGUCACGAGCCGUAUAUCGAUGAUGACUUCGUCAGCGAUGGGUCGCGCCCUUGGUUCUGCAGCCGCUGCGUCGCUAAGCGUGAGAACCAUCUUGCGCGUAAGAAAAAUAUCGAGGGUUUUAAGGGCGUUAGUUGGGCUGCCAAGACCAGCAAGCAGAAACGCUCCUACCUCUCCAGCGUCUCACAUUCCCAACUCGUCAACAUAAUCAUCUACGCCACAGAACUACACCCCGACCUCCCUAUCUUCCCAACGCACGAGCCGCGACGCAGCGCAGCUCAAUCGGCGCGCCCGUCCUCCACGUACGAUGGCACACGUAUCAAAGUCGACACCAACACUAACUCCAAUUCCACUUCCCACACCAAUACCAACAUUAACGUAAACGUGCCCACCGGCCCAGCGCUUUACUCCAGCAAAGUAUCCACCCCCGACCUCCAUCUCGCCGUAGCGAAAACCAGGGAAUCAUCACCGGACUCGGAUUCGGUACCCCCGGCUUGGCCGAAGGUUGGUAAGGGGUGUCUGGCAGGUGUGCACAUGGAUGAGGAUGAUCUGAGGGAUGAUGAUGAUUAUGAGGCAUUUAGCACUGCGACGUAUAAUGCUAAGGGUCGGAAGGUUUCGGAGAAUGGUAAGACAGUUUAACCGUUUAUUUGAAUCGGAAAUGGAGAGGAGGGGGGGGGUUGUUGUGAUGCGGAAGCGCCUUAUUUUUUCGGAAGCGGGAAUGAUACCACCAACUCAGGAGCCCAGGAGGUGUCCUACUUAAGGAAUACGUGAUUUAAUGUUGAGGAGCAGCGGAGUAGGGAGAAAGGAUGAUUAUACAUAGGACGCUGGCAGCUUUGAUAUUGCUGCAGUAUGCUAGGUUAAUUUACCUUGAACGGUCAACUGGUGGCUAAUAUCCAUCACGAUAGGGACCCAGUACAUAGUUCUUAGAGUCGCUGGCUCAUAAUUGCAUUAUAGUAUUAGCUACCCGAAAAGGAUGGGAAAGGAAAACUAAUAAAUGAUACUCAUUAAUAGCUAAAAGAUAGAAAGAAUAUCAGG
This is a messenger RNA of Hypoxylon trugodes, 2156 nucleotides long. RefSeq lists its product as uncharacterized. The record is from RefSeq and is a predicted model, not a curated record. Lineage: Eukaryota; Fungi; Ascomycota; Sordariomycetes; Xylariales; Hypoxylaceae. Bases 231 to 1760 code for a protein of 509 amino acids. The transcript is spliced from 2 exons.